AUGAAACCUAAUUAAGUCAGAAGAGAAAGCAACAGAGUUCCAUUAGCUAUAGAUACACAGUAGUUGUUAAUCUAAGCUCAAAAUAAAGGAGAACCAAUAAAUAUUAAAGAGGUUUCUAGCCCUAUUCAUUUAAGACCACUUUUAACACCUAAGGCAUAGGGGCUAAAAGAUAAAAUGCUUAAAAUGAAUCCUAAGCACAUGAGUUCAAUUUAUUAAAAGACAAUGUCUGAGUUCAUCCAGAAGGUAGAUACGGACUUAGACAAAGCGAUUCAAAAUAAAAUUAAGGGCAAGGAGAAGGAAAUGCUUGAGAAUAUGAGAAUUAGAUUCUAAGCAUUCAAAAAUUAGAUUAAUAUUUUACAAAAGGUAAUCGCAUCAAAGCUUUAUGAGGGAGAAAUAGGUAAAAGACUGUAGUCCUCUGAGAUAGAAAAAGAGGUACUUAAGAAUAUGAACGAUGAGAUAGCCUCUUCAAAUAAUAAACUUAGAGAUUAAAUUAAGAAGUUCAAAGUAUAAAUAGACAUUUUGGAAUCUGACAAUAAAUUCUACCUUGAUACCAUAAAAUAGCAUAUGAUUUAGUAAAGAUCAUCUUCAUAGACAUUUGCCAAGACUUCAACAUAGGUAUCACCCUUCAAAAAUGAGCCACUAAAUACUGUCAUAACUCAAAAUAAAAGGAUGUUUGAAGUAAACUAAAGUCAACUUAAUAAAAUCUCUCCAUUUAGUCCCAAUAAAACUUCUUAGAAAAUCAAAGAGCUAGAGACAACAUAAGCUGAUCUUCGAAUGUAUAAAAGCUAAAGUAAUAAUGCUGGAUUUGAAGUCAAAGAAUUAAAUCUUAAAUUCUUAGAAUUCUAGAAAUCAGAAUCUACUAAGUUACAAGACCUCAAAUUCAUUUCUCCUUUGAAUAAUCUGAAAUUAAAAAGAAAAGAGAUUGGAACUUAGACUGAAUAAAUACUAGCAUUAUUUGAAAAUCAAACAAUCAGAUCAUCUCAGGAAAUGAAGUCUCCAAAAUCAGAAGUAAUCACUUCACACAAGUAGAGAUCCAUAGCUUCUAAAAGCCCGGAUGAAAACCCUAAUUAAAGCACAAAUAACAAUUACUUCAAAAAUCUAUUUUUCCAAUGCACCAAAGCAAUGGUCCAUGAAAUAAAGCAAAAAGAAUAAGCCUUAAAAAUGCGCAAGGAGAAUUGCAAUAAUCUAUUUUUAACUUAACCAUCCAAUCAAGAAAUAAAUGUUAUCGAUAAUAAUCAGAAUGAUGUACAGAAUUAGAAUAUCACUUGGGAGCAAAUAAGAAAUAAGAGAUUCGCUCAUCAGGAGAAAUUAAAGAUACUUGAAAUGAUGUUCUCAGAUGAAAAACUAAUCAAGAAGCUGUACAAUUUAAUAUUUCUAGAUGAAAACAAAACAGAGGAGACCUAUGAAUCGACAAGAGUAGUCUUAGAAACUCCAUCCUAGAUCAAUAGGUUUGUUAAUUAAAGUAGAAUGACUAGAAGCAGAAUGUAUAGCAAAUCAUCAACUCUUUUCUAGCAUGAUGAUAGCAUAAAAAGUAUGAGCAACAAGAAUCAAGAAUUACUAAAUUCAAUGAUUAAAUUGGACAGCAAUGCAUUAUACAGUCAAUCUCUAAUUUCAUAGUCAAGUGUGCCGGAUUUAUUCAACCUUAAUAAGCCGCUAAUCAAGUAAAAUAGCAGCAAUAGGAGAACUAUCAAAAUUUAGAAUUAAGAAGACCCAAAAAUUUAAUCCAAGCCUUAGAAGUAGAACUAGAGUAUUUUGACGAGGAAUAGACGAGAUAUACUUGAAAUGAAAGCUAUCAAGCACAAAUUAAGGAAAAGUGAUUCCUCCGCUUUUGAUGAUAAUGAAAACCCUAGAAAUCUUAAAUUUCUUCAAAAGAUAAGUCACGAAUAGGCCUAUUUCAAGAGAAGAGAUAUUAAUUUCUAGCACAAGAACAAAUAUAAUCUUUGA
Stylonychia lemnae is the source of this 1944-nucleotide messenger RNA. The record is from the annotation of a GenBank genome assembly. Lineage: Eukaryota; Ciliophora; Spirotrichea; Sporadotrichida; Oxytrichidae.